GAUGGAGCUGUUGGCUGGGGGUGUUUAAUUUAUGAGCCUAAGGUCCAAAACCCUGAUUGGAGUGAGUACUUUAUCAUAACAAGUUGCAAACUCAUUCCAAAAGAGAACUUUGAUGCUGAGAAAUAUCAAGUGGAGUUUACAAAACCAAAUUCAAAACUGAAAUGUUUUCAAUUGGAAGGUAUCAUCAAGAAGAAUCCACUUUAUGACACCUCUGGAUUGGUUGUGAUUUUUGUUGAUUCUGAGUGUUCAGACCUAAACCAUGGCCGAUUUAGACACAAGCAUAGCAGUAUCUUAUAGGAUCUUGAACCUAAGAUAGGUGUAAAGGAAAGCAAACCUCUGUUCUGUUAUAUUGAAAGUAAUCGAUUCAAAUACAUGCUUGAGAAACUUGUUCCUAAAAAAGAUGGUAGUUGCCUACCCAGCCAUGCAGAGUGUUGCUCGACUGUCUUACUGGAAGGUGAGAGGAACACUAAUUUAAAAGCAGUUGGAAUUCUAAACUUUGAGGUCAAUGAGCAGCAGCUCACAUUUCAUCCAGUUUGGUUCAAGAAAUCAAGAGUAGAAGACAUCUUAGGUUUGCCUGAAAAACCAACCAUCCAAGACGACAAAGACGAGAAAGAUGUGAAGUUCACUCUAACUUGGUUAGCACCAAAUACGAAAUUCACUAAUGUUAGCCCUGAAUACCGCGUGGAAUUGUGGAAAAAACACUUGACAGGAUCCAGCAAACUUUGUCAACAAGGAAGGACUGAUGGAACUCAAUUCAAAACUACCGAUCUUGAGUAUAACUCAGAGUAUGAAGUGAAACUCUUUACCGUCAAUAAACAUGGAGAAAGCGAGCAAGAGGUCGUAACAUUUAAGACAAACACUGGGUUCCCUGAAAAACCAGUCAUCCCAAAGGACAAAUAUGAGAAAGAUGUGGGGUUCACACUAACUUGGCUAGCACCAAAUACAAGCUGCAAUGAUGUCAGCCCUGAAUACCGUGUGGAAUUGUGGAAGAAACACUUGACAGGAUCCAGCAAACUUUGUCGAAAAGGAAGCACUGAUGGAACUCAAUUCAAAAUUACCGAUCUUGAGUACAACUCAGAGUAUGAAGUGAAACUCUUUGCCGUCAAUAAACAUGGAGAAAGCGAGCCAGAGGUCAUAACAUUUAAGACAAAGACUGGUUUGCCUGAAAAACCAACCAUCCAAAAGGUCAAAGGUGAGGUUGAUGUGAAUUUCACUCUAACUUGGCUAGCACCAAAUACUAGCUGCUCUGAUGUCAGCCCUAAAUUCCGUCUGGAAUGGAAAAAGAAACACUUGACAGGAUCCAGCAAACUUUUUCAACAAGGAAACAUUGAUGAAACUCACUUCCAAUUUACCAAUCUUGAGUAUAACUCAGAGUAUGAAGGGAAACUCUUUCCCUUCAAUAAACAUGGAGAGGGCGAGCCAGAGGUCUUCACAUUCAAGACAAAGAAUGGUGUGUACCUAAUUAAUUUCAAUUGA
Molecule: messenger RNA, 1476 nt
Organism: Stylophora pistillata
Lineage: Eukaryota; Metazoa; Cnidaria; Anthozoa; Scleractinia; Pocilloporidae
Molecular function (GO): protein binding
Source: RefSeq, a predicted model, not a curated record